Molecule: messenger RNA, 2641 nt
Organism: Linum trigynum
Lineage: Eukaryota; Viridiplantae; Streptophyta; Magnoliopsida; Malpighiales; Linaceae
Source: the annotation of a GenBank genome assembly
CUUCCACUUUCCUUAACCUCCAAAUUGUCCCUCCCCUCCUAAUUCUCCUCCCCUCCAUUUUCCUCCCUUCCUUCGGAAACAUAGUGUAAAUGAGCUUUGGUUUCCAGGCUUUUGAAAACAGUUGUCAACUCCACUGUGCAAUCCCUUCACCUUCCCUCUUUUUCUGCCAACCACCUCAGUCUCCCUCAUAAAUAUAUCUCCUCUCAUACUCUCACUAUCCUUUCCUGUUACAUUGUUGCUGACAAAAUCAUCCCUCCAUCCCAUCAGUCGUUUCUCCCAUCUCCUUGCUUUCCAAUUAUCUAACCUAGCACCCCCUAACUCUCAUCCAUAUCCCAACCUUUUCGUUCUUCCUCUCUCUUCGACUACAGUCGUUAGGCAAAAUUCAGAGUCAACGAUGGUUAGAAUCCUCCAUUGGCACCAGGGACGACCAGCUGAGCUGCAAGGAUCAUUGAUUUUUCCGCAGGUGAUUGAAGAAAGUUUGCGCGCAGAAAAGAGUAAAAAAAAAUCGUUGCUUUUAGCUCACGUUGAUUUUGGCAGCAACAUACAUGGAUUCUCUUCGCUCUCUCUGGUCGAGGUCCGCAACAGCAGCUCCGACGAGGAGAAGAUUGCUGACGACAACGAAGGUGUCAUCCUUUCGCAAAUAGCUAUCGUUCUGGGCUCAAUUCAUCACCAAAUUUUGGUGUGGGGCGAGACAGAGAUAUACAAAAAGAGUUAAACAAAAUCACCAUCCUUGCUGCUCAUAAUGGGGUUCAAGAGGAGUUGCAUGAUCUCUCUACAGUUAAAAGUUUCAGAACCUUUUCUGAAUUGCUUGGGUUUCAUGGAUCUGUUCGCUUCGCCUCUCAUCCCUGGACCUUAUAGCUUCCAUAUGAAACUAAUUUUGUUCACCAUCAGUACUUGCCAGUUCCAGUCCAUUCCAUAGACCUUUGAAACUCUUCAAGUAAGUGCUAUUAAUUUUAAUAUAUAUGGGGAGUUCUACGGUCCGGGGUACCGCAUACCUUGAGUAAAAAAAUGCUAUCCAGAACUUGAAUUUACUGAUCUUUCGGACAUGAUACUAUACUCUAACCCUUAAAGAUCAAAAUAUAGGCCUUAAUUCUCUAAAUCUUAUACCCCAAGAUCAAUUUAAUUACAAACAAUAAUCGACGGUUAUGAUUCGUCCAAAUAUAGGCAAAAAAAUCAAUGGACCAUCUUAGGGUUUAUAGUUUAUGAUUAGGACCUAGGGUUCACUCAUUAAGGGUUAGGGUAUAGUAUCAUGCCCACAAAUCCUGCUAAUUCGAGGUCUAGAUCGUGUUUUCAUACUUAAGGUAUGCGGUACCCUCAAUUUCACCCGGGGUACUGUAGAAGGCACCAUAUAUAUAUAUUGUACUUAUUCUUAGCAAUGCUCUUGCAUAUUGUGAUUUUAUUUCAUGAGUAACUAAAGCCUUUAAAUUAAGAGGACACUUCUUCUUAUAUUUCCGUACAGAUAGAUGCUAACCACAUCCGUGUAGAGCAGAUGAAGCUGCACUCUGCAGGGAAGGUAGCAGGAUCUUCAUCAUCGCCAAACUGCUAUUUUGUUAUUUUGUAGUGUAAAUUGCCUUUGAUUAGAUAUGGAUACUUUGUUAUUUUGUUAGCAGUGCAAACUGCGCUAGAAGAGAUGGUUGUGCAGAUAGUUCUGUGCUUUAAUCCCCUCUGGUUUUGGAUGUAGUUUGACCUUUAUUGUGGGUUACUGACUUACUGUGGGGCUAGAUUCCUUGGCCAACUGAGGCAAACCCGCACGGAACAAACCAGACAGUACCGAGGUAGUCAUGGUUAACUGGUGGUAGAGGUUAAAACCUCCAAAUCAAGUAUCAUUUAAGCUUCUAUACUUAAGUGUUUCCUUUGCUCGAAGAUCUUAUGUUAUACUGAUUGAGUUGCUGCUAGAAGAGAGGAUAUUUUCGCUUGCCCUUAUUCAUCCAUCUAAGUGUCUUUUCUUAAUUUUGGUUUAUAUUUGUUCAAAAUUCUCUAGGUAAUCUGAUGUGUUUCCUUGCUAAUUUUUAGUCACAUAUGUGCCAACCUAUCUAUACUUGCUAUUUCACAGCUACAUAUUUACAAUUAAACUCAUAUUAUUUAUAGGUAAUUCAUCAAUCAACUUAAACCAUCUCCUCAUGCUCGAAUCAUCAGUCCAACUAUCAUCAUGUAAAAAGCAUUUAAAGUGAGGUUUAAUGAUUAUAUGAUCAAGAAAUCAUCCACUCAUGUUCAAAAUAGUUUGUGCUUAUAUUGGCUCCUCCAUAUGCAAAGUUGGUAUCAGCCACGUUACUUUCUAGCUUUGUAUUUUAGUGCCUUUUAUAAUUUAAAAGGGAUACAAAUUAUUAGAGAAAUUUUCAAUAUUAAGAGGAUGCGACUUCAGGGCCAAAAUAGUGCAUUGUGUUCGUAAUUCUUCCGUUGAGAAAACAAGUUAUUUGUUUGCUUUUGGAACCUGUAGUUGCAGACAUGAGAGUGGUCACAAUAACCAAUUAACCAUAGUGGUGAUUGCCAAAAGCAAGGACUUCAACAAGAAACAUAAGCUUGGUGAAAUGGCUAUGCAGGGUGGAAGAGCACCUUCACAAUCCAUGAGGUAUUUAAUCCCUUCAAAUUAGAUUGCAGUUCCUCUAACAACCUCGGUACUAAGUAAAUUAGACUUUAAUUU